Molecule: messenger RNA, 1825 nt
Organism: Oryza sativa Japonica Group (Japanese rice)
Lineage: Eukaryota; Viridiplantae; Streptophyta; Magnoliopsida; Poales; Poaceae
Product: ATP-dependent (S)-NAD(P)H-hydrate dehydratase
Biological process (GO): metabolite repair
Molecular function (GO): ATP-dependent NAD(P)H-hydrate dehydratase activity
Source: RefSeq, a predicted model, not a curated record
ACGGCAGCUGCUUUUCUACUACUUUCCGGCGGCGCCGCUCUCCUGUAGAAAAAAUGCGAAACCACUGCCCUCACGCGUGGCAUCAGCAGCAGCACCGCGGCCGCAUGUGGGCCGCCUCACCGGCCUUCCGCAGGCGCCUCUUCCUCCUCCGUUCCCUUUCCCCCUCCCCCUGCGCCGCCCUCCCCGGCAACGCCGCCUGCUCCUCCUCCCCCUCGCCGUCGACCUCCAUUCGGGUCAACGCGAUGUCGGCAUCGGGCCCCGUGUACGAGGCGGACGCUGAGGCGGUGGUCCGCCGGAUCACCCCGCCGCUCGACCGCGCGCGCCACAAGGGCCAGGCAGGGAAAAUUGCUGUAAUUGGUGGAUGUCGUGAGUACACUGGUGCUCCCUAUUUUGCAGCGAUUUCUGCCUUGAAAGUUGGUGCAGAUCUCUCACAUGUUUUCUGCACAAGAGAUGCUGCAACGGUAAUAAAGAGUUAUAGCCCUGAGCUGAUUGUACAUCCAAUACUAGAGGAAUCUUACAGUGUAAGCGAUGGUGAGAGAGAAUCUGUUUCUUCUAGAAUUCUCACAGAAGUAGCAAAGUGGAUGGAGCGCUUUGAUUGCAUCGUUGUUGGUCCUGGCCUUGGAAGGGACUCAUUUCUUCUGGACUGUGUAAGUAAUAUCAUGAGACAUGCACGGCAGGCAAAUAUUCCAACAGUCGUUGACGGGGAUGGCCUUUUCCUUAUAACCAAUAACCUUAGUCUUGUUGAGGGUAACUUGCUUGCCAUCCUAACACCAAAUGUAUACGAGUACAAACGUCUUGUCCAGAAGGUUCUUAACUGUGAAGUAAAUGAGGAAAACGCUUCUGAACAACUUACUGCACUAUGCCAAAAAAUCGGUGGCAUAACCAUCAUGCGGAAAGGAAAAGCAGAUAUAAUCAGUGAUGGCAAAACUGUAACACAAGUAAGUACCUUUGGUUCCCCAAGGAGAUGUGGUGGUCAAGGUGACAUUCUUUCAGGAAGUGUUGCAGUAUUUGCAUCAUGGGCACGUCACUUUCUCCUGACGAAUGAGUACCCUACAGAGAAGAGCGUGAAUCCGAUGAUGCUUGGGUGCAUUGCUGGCUCUCUACUACUUAGGAAAGCUGCAUCACAUGCUUUUGAGAAGAACAAGAGAUCAACUGUCACCACUGACAUCAUUGAGUUACUGGGCAAAAGCUUGGAAGAUAUAUGCCCUGCUGGUCAUUAGUUUAGAUCUUUACCAUCAUUGGUGGUACGGCGCCUUAGCACCUGUAAUAAUGGUAAUCCAUAUGUUCGGAUACCAGUCUCUCCCUGCUUAAUGUACAUGUUUCUUGACUGAAAAGAUGGUGUUACAAUGCUUGGUUUUGUUUAGCCUCCGUUUUGCUCAGAAGAAUUCUACAGAAUGAAUAAUGAAUUGCCCCAUAAAUGGGGCUUUGAUUUUGGAAAAAAAUAGCCCAAAUUUGCUGGAGUAUGGAUUAGGCCCGUUUGAGCUCCGGGGUGGUGAUCCCCGCAAGGAUCAAAGUGCAGCUGCAAGAAGAAAAGGAAUGGAGGGGAAACUGUACCAAACAGAAUUCUGGCACAGCUCAAAUGUCUCAUGAUAUGCCUAUGCAAAUUCCAGUUGUGUACAGUUUUGAGCACACGUCAUUGGAGCCAAAGGUUCUUCACUCCUUCACUGUCUUGUCGCAUCUACACUGAAGGAAGCUGUUUGCGUCACGCUGUAUUCUGAGAUUCGAAAUUGUUUCUCAACAAGUCAAGCAGAGCUGUGUGCCUGUGACAUCUGUUGUCAAUUUUUUCAUGCAUGAUUGGAAGCAUCCUUCUAUCCGUCAUGUUCCA